Molecule: messenger RNA, 387 nt
Organism: Phragmites australis (common reed)
Lineage: Eukaryota; Viridiplantae; Streptophyta; Magnoliopsida; Poales; Poaceae
Exons: 1
Coding region: 1-387 (128 amino acids)
Source: RefSeq, a predicted model, not a curated record
AUGCAGGGCGCCAACAAGAAGCACCUUGUUGUAAGGAUCACGAUCCCUCGGUGCACGUUUUCCGGGGGUGACGAGAAUGGUGCCUUCACGGGCGAGCAGCUCAGGUACCCCUGCAAGCUGAGGCGCCACAUCUGCGCGAGGUGCGGGAAGCACCGCGGCGAGCACCGCCGCGCCAGCGCGGGCAUCUGGGAGGAGCACCUGCCGCCGCGCAAGAGACCCAUGUUCAGGAGGCUGGGACAGCAAUUCCUGCGGCAGGGCGGCGGCAAGAUGGAGAAGAGGGAGGAGGGGGAGGAGGGGGAGAUUUGGAACGGCGACGCGAUCACCAAGGGGAAGCGAGGCCCCAGGAGAAAGCGCGCGGAAAUGCUGAGAGCUGACAAGUUUGAAUAA